Messenger RNA from Cokeromyces recurvatus, 1113 nucleotides. RefSeq lists its product as uncharacterized. NCBI's taxonomy places the organism in Eukaryota, Fungi, Mucoromycota, Mucoromycetes, Mucorales, Mucoraceae. Bases 196 to 1110 code for a protein of 304 amino acids. The transcript has a single exon. The record is from RefSeq and is a predicted model, not a curated record.
GCCUCUGUUUGUGGUGCUUCUGUUGGUGGUGCCUCUGUUGGUGGUGUCUCUGUUGGUGGUGAUUCUGCUGGUGGUGCUGGUGGUGCGUCUGUUGGUGGUGUGUCUGCUUCUGCAUCUGCAUCUGCUUCUGCUUCCUCUUCUGCUACUACAACUAAUGCGCAAUUGAUUACACCUCCAUUUAAAUCAAUUGCUGCAAUGAUUGAGGAAGCACAAGCAGCUGCAGAUGCGUACAUUGAUCCCGUUCCUGAAGCAACUAAAAUCAUUGAAGCGAUGACUGUUACCCCAAAGUCAAUCGCUUCAAUGAUUGCUGAAGCUCAAGCCGCCGCAGACGCAUAUGAGGACCCUACCGAGGAGGAUGCCGGUACUGUUGAAACUGGUUCGAGAGCUGGCCACAAGACCAAGACUGGACCUGCCUCUUCUUCCAAGUCAUCUGUUCCAUUCAUGAAGAAGACGGCAGGUCCACGCAUCAGAAAGGCCGCCUCAUCUGCCCGCUCUCGAACCUUUAUGGAGCGCUACAGACUCUUUAAGGGUAGGCCAUUAGAAAUCAUGCCUGCCCUUCAAGAACUUCCUGAGCCUGUAGUGCUCCCUCUGGCUCCUCCUCCUAGCCCUGCAACUUCCUCUUUGCCUGUCAAGACCAUCAGGCGUAAGAGGAAGUUGCAUAACCAAAAGGUUGUCCUUCCUCCUCCCUCUGGCCCCCAGCAGAAUCUGGUCUUUGAAGAGGCGGGAGGCCUCUCUUAUGCAAACUAUCUUGAUCCUCAGGGCAGUGGAUCCACUUCUUCCUCGUCUAUUGUCCUGGGGAUCAAGAAAAGAAAGGUCUCCCCCUCUUCUGUCUUGUCGGUGUCUCCACUUGCACCGGCAAGACUGGUCUCUCCUCUCCGACCAACGUCUUCUUCGCCUCCUCCAUCAAGAGCUCCUUCCCCUUCUCCUUCGGUUUCUGGCUCCCAGGUGAUGGACUCCCUACAAGAUGAAGCUGAAGAAUACUUUUCAGCCGAUGAUGGGAGUUCAUCGCCUUACUAUACGGCAAGUGAAGGGUCGCCAGAACCGGAGGGCGAGCCAAAAAUGGGGUUUUGGAGCUCUCUGGUGGAGUACUUUGUUGGUCGGGAGGAGUAGACC